Cyprinodon tularosa is the source of this 2551-nucleotide messenger RNA. Its product is annotated as immunoglobulin-like domain-containing receptor 2. Bases 115 to 1995 code for a protein of 626 amino acids. Gene Ontology annotation, cellular component: membrane. The record is from RefSeq and is a predicted model, not a curated record. Gene Ontology annotation, biological process: pancreas development. Lineage: Eukaryota; Metazoa; Chordata; Actinopteri; Cyprinodontiformes; Cyprinodontidae. The transcript is spliced from 10 exons.
UACAGUCCCGUUAGACGCAGCCUGCCUCCAAUCUGGAGCUAACGCACUCAGAGCGCACAGCGACAUGCAGAAGUGGCGGAUAAACGCCCUAAUAUUGUAAAAACGGAAUAUAUAAUGAACUUUUACCAGUUGGCGGUGUUACUUGGAACAUUGGUCUGUGUGUGUCAUGGCAUGCAUGUCACAGUGCGAGAGAAGAAGCGGUACGCCACGCUCUUCCAGUCUGUGGUCCUCCCGUGCCAGUAUCAAACAGCCUCCACCAAAAGUCCCGUGGUGCAGUGGUGGUACAGGUCCUACUGUCGAGACCCCACGCGAGAAUCCUUCUCCCUGCCUGAGACUUUGAGCUAUAAAGCUUCGGAGCUGGGCCCCACGGCUCAGGUGGAGUGCUCCGACAGCAGCCGGACGGUCCGGGUCGUGGCCUCUAAGCAGGGACAGUCCUUGACGCUGACCGACCACUACAAAGACAGAGACGUCACCAUCAUAAACGACGCCGACCUUCGCAUCGGGGAGCUGCAGUGGGGCGACAGCGGAGUGUACUUCUGUAAAGUUAUCGUCGCUGAUGACUUGGUGGGAAACGAUGAGGACCACAUGGAGUUACUUGUUCUUGGCAGGACAGGUGAACAGGACGAUCUUCUGCCUGAGUUUAAUGUGGAGAUCAUGCCAGAGUGGGCGUUUGUGGGCUCUGUGGCCCUGGGCAGCGUCCUCUUCCUCUUGUUGCUGGGGAUCUGCUGGUGCCAGUGUUGUCCCCACUCCUGCUGCUGCUACAUCAGCUGCUGCUGCUGCCCCGAUACCUGCUGCUGUCCACGGCACCUGUACGAGGCGGGGAAGAUGGCAAAGACCCGACAGGCGGCUCAGGUUCCUGCUCAGGUUCCAGUUUAUCCUUACUACAUUUCCAGUGUUCCUACUGUGCUUCCUCUUGCUCCCUCAACCCAACUGGACCCAAAGAUCUCAUCAGUCACCUCAACUGAAAAUAACCUGGUUGGAGUGCGCACUGGUUACCGUCUGGCCAGCAGCCAAGACCAGGACCCAAUGAAAAUUCUGUACUACAUAGAGAAGGAUCUGGCUCAGUUUCCAACCAGCAAGAUGGCUGCAUUCAAUUCCAGCAGCAUGUCAGAGCUGAGCUCCCUUCACGACGGAGGGACCACUGAUUUCAGACGUAACUAUCAGACGGUGCAGAUGAAGGCGCUGCCGCCCAUCCCAGACCGUGAGGACCAGGUGAGAGCGGCUCCACCCACACAGAGUCGGAGGCCCAGACAGAACGAUGGAAAUUACUCCGAUGAUGAAUUGGAGCGACGGUGGAAUCCCCGCUCAGAACACCUUCAGAGGAAAACGCUAAGCAGGCGAGGUCGCACCGGUUCUCUGGAUGAGCUGGAGGAGUUUGCCCAAAGCUACAGUACGCGCGCUCGUCGCCCUGAGCCUCCGGACCGCCUCUAUGGGCGGGACUACAGCCCUCCAAGGCGAUUCUACCGAGAUGAAGAAGAUAACUGGGGCCGCCGUAGCCCCUCACCUUUACCACAAAAGAGAAGGGACACAUGGGACAGUGACCGUCCAUCCCGACUCCCCCUUAGCAAAAGUUAUGAUGACGGCUUCCUCACCAGUGUGCUGGAGAGGAAGACGAGAGGACGGGGUAGGGACAGGGGUGCUGGGAGACCGGAUGAGGACAGCGACACCCCCUCUAAAGGCAGCUCCAGAGGAAAAGGCAGCGACAGCUACUAUAGCCGGUCGCCCAGCCACCGUCCAGACGAGGACGACCCUCUACCUCCGUACUCUGAGCCGGCGGCUGAGCGAUACCGCAGGGGGGACCUGACAACAGACAGGUACCGGACAGCAAACCCUCCCCGGCCAGACAGAUACAGGAACACCGAUCCAGCCUCCAGACCUUUCUCCUACACUCCUCCUCACCAGGGAACGUCCCAGACACUACAAGGAGGCAGAGAGGAGCGGGACAGGAGCCGAAACCUGAGCGCUGCACUGAGCAGAGACUCUCUGAUAGUAUGACAGGCGCUUGAGCCUCCUCCUGCACAGAGCAGCUGGACCGUUCGAUUUAUCCGUCCUACAAGCAGCUACACUGUAGACGCUUUCUGUCUCCACCAGAAGCUGCAUGAUGCCUGGCUCACCUUCAAAUAACCUCGCUGGGAAACACCUUUAGAGGAAGGAAAACCUGAGAAUUAUCACAGACUGAGGCAUGAGGUCUCCCCUGCUGGUGCUUAAAGGUUUCUGGAUUAUACUUGUGCAUAAAUUAUACUGUAUUGUGUGUAUUUGUUCAUGCAUAUUGUAUGUAAGGUAUGACUGUUCCGUAAUUUCUGCUGGUGAUUAAAUUUACACAGGUGCCAAGUGUUUUUUUUUUGUUCUUGUUUUUUUAUCUUCCAUAUGCAGCCACUAUUCCUACCUUUGCUUUAGUACUCUGUAACUCAGGUUGACUGUAUUUUUUUUUUAUCUUUAUAUCUUUUUUGUGACUGUUUUGAAGUACUGCACCUUGAAUUUGUUUUGCAGACUGUUAUUGCACUGCUUAGAUACAUGCUAAUAAAGAAAUCCCCCCCGUUGGAUUAAACGA